AAAAGAGACGGCCUGAUAGGGUGGAUAUCGCACUUCAUCCUCAACAUCCGCCAGGUUUAGUCAAAGUCCUACACCAUUUCAACGAAAAUGAAAUUCGCCGCAGCCCUCCUGUUGGUGACGAUCCUGCUCUGCGCUACUGGAAGCGGAGAUGCUGGUCAAAGUGGCAAAGGAAGAGGAGGCGGAAUGCAGUCUCAACAAUCCUACGGUGGCCAACAAUCUCACGGUGGUGGCCGGCAGCCAUCUUACGGCCAAUCAGCGGCGCCGAUGCAACACCGAGCUCCUUCUCAAGGAGGCAAAAGCAAAAGCAAAAGCAAAGGCAAAGGUCAGCAGCAGCAAAUGAGUUACGGACGACCGGCUGCAGCUCCUGCUAGGCCCAUGUCUUCAUCUUACGGUGGCUCGGCGGCACCGGCUAAGCAGAUGUCGGGAUCCUACGGAUCAGCGGCUCCGAUGAACCACGGAAUGGCCAGCAUGCCGGCAGCUCACCAACAGCCCAAACCAGCAGCCGCUCAAUCGUCUUACGGCGGUGCCGGAAUGGCCAAAGCGCCGAUGAUGCCUUCCUCUCACGGCGCCGCCCGUCCACCCGCUUCUUCUUCUUCUUCCUAUUAACAAAAGAAAAGAAAAUAAGAAAAGAAAAUUGAUGUUUUGAGACUACUUGUUUCAAGUAGCGCAGUAAGAACGUAUCAAACAAUCGCAAUUUCCAAAAUCAAGAUUCCGUACCCAGUUCUAAUCACCUUCAUCUCAUUUUUCCCAUCCCAUGCCGAGAUAUUAUUAUGACGGGCACCCCAUUAAAAGCGUUAAAUUAGUGAAACAAACAAAACAAACAAGACGCAACGUAAAACAAUGAGGUUUUUGUUUCCAAUUACCUCAAGCCAACUCUACAUUUAUAUUUAGAGUCAUUAAAUUGAUUUCAAGUGCACGGAUAAUGAGGUGUCCGGUUUUUUUCUCUUUGAUGAAUGAUUUUUUUUUGUUUUCAGUUUCCAACAUUUUUUUUUUCUAUUCUUGGAAAAAUGAUGUGAUCCCUCCUUGGCCUUGAAUAAUACGUUGAAUACAUUCGCAAUUUGUAUCGCUAA
Messenger RNA from Daphnia pulicaria, 1070 nucleotides. RefSeq names its product RNA-binding protein FUS-like. NCBI's taxonomy places the organism in Eukaryota, Metazoa, Arthropoda, Branchiopoda, Diplostraca, Daphniidae. The transcript is spliced from 4 exons. The coding region runs from base 88 to 606 and encodes 172 amino acids. The record is from RefSeq and is a predicted model, not a curated record.